Messenger RNA from Apiotrichum porosum, 1848 nucleotides. RefSeq lists its product as uncharacterized. Gene Ontology annotation, molecular function: protein binding. Bases 1 to 1848 code for a protein of 615 amino acids. The transcript has 4 exons. The record is from RefSeq and is a predicted model, not a curated record. NCBI's taxonomy places the organism in Eukaryota, Fungi, Basidiomycota, Tremellomycetes, Trichosporonales, Trichosporonaceae.
AUGUCGGCCGUCGACAUUCUCAGCCACAGCGGCCACGAGUAUGUCGUCGAGUCCAUUUUCUCCCACCUGGACUGGCGCAGCAUCCUCGCUGCCAGUGCGACGUGCACCUUCCUGAACGACCUUGUCGUGUCCAGCUCGGCGCUCCAGCUCCAGCUCCGCACCGCCUACCACGGCAUCAACAGAAGGUCGGUAGCGGUCCAGCGCGGGGGCACAGCGUCUCAGCGUCUGGCACGCAUGAUCGAGUCUGAAAGGAACUGGUCGACUCUCCAGCCGCGGCACAUCGAUGUCCUCGACUUUCCAGACCUGCAGUGUUGGGCGGUCACGGACGGGCUGCUCCUCGUCACACAUAUGGUAGCAGCGGAGGACCCAGGAGAUAACGACGAUGAUGACAACGACAUGGAGUUUCCAAAACACUUCACUUCAUGGACGGUCCACGACAUCAACGGACGGAAAGGACAAGGAGCGAUUCCAAAGGUCACCUACCAGCUCGACUUUGAAGCGUCCAGCAUUGCAUCGUCCCGUGCGGACAAUGUCGUGGCAGUUGUUGAAGUGUCCACCCGUUUCGACAACGCAAACUACAUCGUCACCAGUGUGGUUCAUUACUUUUAUCUGGAACCGCCGAGUGCUGUUUUCGACGGGUCGACGGUCAAGGCAGUCCCUCUGGCAGACGAAGGGACCGGCAAGCCCAAGACUCUUGAAUUCAAUACGUAUAUCGAAACACGACCUUUCCACGAAGACAUUGUGAUGGUUGCACGGCUCAUGGACUGUGAGCUCCAACUAUUGCCAGGUGGUGUCCUUGAAACGGCUGUCGGCGGUAACGAUAUGGAAACGAUUGUGUGGGACUGGAGAACAGGGGAACGCACGAUGGCGCUGGGUUACACAAACGAAGUACGCGCAACAUGGCCGCUCAGUCACUCAGAGACCCUUGUGUUUGGGAACAACGAUGGCCGCUUUCCUAAUGAGCCCAACUGGACCGACCCCGCCAUGCGUGUUGCCAUCUACGAACGCACUGGAGACGACGAUGACGAGGUUCAACCGUCGUCGACUGCCUUCUCUUUGGUGGAGUACCCGGUCCUCGACGAGAACUUUGAGGCCAUCACGGACGUUUUUAACUGCGCCUAUGACUGCGAUGACCCAGACUCGCGCCUGCUCGUCCUGCGUCCAUCGUUUGAGCUUUCCAGCUUUGAUCCCGCAUUUCCAGGAGAGCAAAGGGUGGCGAGCGUGGCUCAUGAACACCACAUUAUGACAUUACGUCUUUCCGAUCUCCGCCACCACUUUGCCAGUGAGGAGGCACCUCUCGACCCAGAGUCAAGUGUGGAUUGGGCAUACUUCACCGACUAUGAUUGCUGGGGUGAGGCAGCCACCAGCUGCACAACUGUGGGCGAAAAGUCGAUCAUGGUUGUGAGGCGGGACGACGACCCCGAUGGCAACACGAGUCGGUACCACAUCCACCUCGCCGAUUGGCGUAGCCACGCGGCACGAGGACUUCAUCCGUCGCCUCUGGGAAGCCGUGCUCCACCGCCUUCUGUUGAACAACACCAAGGUGUGCCCGUUCAAUCGCAACCCCAGGCCGCCCAACUUGCCCAGCGUUCAGUAGGCAUGUCCUCUCCGUGGGACUGGAGCCGCACCGGCAUACCACGUUGGCCUCCUCUCGCCAGGGAUUGUCUCCAACCAGGGGCUCAAGGACAGGCGCUCGAGGAGGUCGGUACACGUCCUGGAGUGGCUGCCGAGCUGGGCGUGGAGGUAGGGGAGGCCGGUGACGGAAUUUAUGACGCGCUUGCCGACUCGCAAAAUCUCUAUCUCGCAUUUGCCGAGGAGAUGACCAGGAUUAUGAUCCUUUCAUUCUAG